UUCAAUUCCCGCUCUUUUCAAGAAACGACAACACACAUUCUGGAACCUCAUCGACACUCUGCUUCUCUAUAAAUAAAAACACACCCACACUCACACUCCCUUCUUUAAUUAUAAUAUUAUUAUUAAUUAUGGUGAGGGAUGAUGAGAAGAGAAUGAUGAUGAUGAUGGAGCAAGAGCAAGAAGAGGAAGCUGUGCCUGCAUGGCUAUCGAAGCUUAUGGGAGAGAGAUUCUUCGGUGAGUGUGGGGCCCACCAGAACCUCCGAAAGAACGACAAGAACGUCCUUUGCCUCCGCUGCUGCCUCUCCCUCUGCCCUCACUGCCUCCCUCUCCACCCACACCACCACCCUCUCCUCCAGGUGAGAAGGUAUGUCUACCAUGACGUGGUUCGAUUGGGUGAUCUUGAAAAGCUCAUUGAUUGCUCCAAUAUUCAGCCAUACACGAUUAAUGGGGCGAAAGUGAUAUUCUUGAAUGAGAGGGCACAGUCAAGGUCAUCAUGCAGAGGUGGCACUGGCAACUCUUGCUGCUCUUGUGACAGGAUUCUUCAGGACCCCUUCCACUUCUGUUCUCUCUCAUGCAAGGUUGAUCACAUGGUGUAUGAGGGUGAAAGGUUGUCGAGCAUUUUGCAUCGAUUCGAUGAAUCAGAUUUCUCGUUUUCGCAGUUCGAGGGUCUGAGAGUGGAUAGUAGUUCGGAGCUAGUUGAUGAAGAUAAUACCCAAUUUGCCCCCAAUGGCUCUUGCUCCAACACAGAUGCCACAGCCAGUAAUUCCGUAAUUUCAAGUGAAGCCAAUAGGAACAAGAACAAGACCAAGACCAAGUCCAAGUCCAAUGGCUUCUUCCAUUCUCUCGGUAGCAGGCGAAAAGGUGCUCCUCAUAGGGCUCCUUUCUGCUAGCUACUACUUCUUCAUGUCUUUAAUUUAAUUUCUUAUUCAAACUAAUUAAACUUAAUUAAUUGCUACUGCCUUUUAAUUAUUAAUUAUAUUAUAUAUAUUAUAUUUA
Molecule: messenger RNA, 996 nt
Organism: Arachis duranensis
Lineage: Eukaryota; Viridiplantae; Streptophyta; Magnoliopsida; Fabales; Fabaceae
Product: protein RGF1 INDUCIBLE TRANSCRIPTION FACTOR 1-like
Exons: 4
Coding region: 129-890 (253 amino acids)
Source: RefSeq, a predicted model, not a curated record